This is a messenger RNA of Cephus cinctus (wheat stem sawfly), 1641 nucleotides long. RefSeq names its product 28S ribosomal protein S31, mitochondrial (gene mRpS31). Gene Ontology annotation, molecular function: structural constituent of ribosome. Gene Ontology annotation, cellular component: mitochondrial small ribosomal subunit. NCBI's taxonomy places the organism in Eukaryota, Metazoa, Arthropoda, Insecta, Hymenoptera, Cephidae. The record is from RefSeq and is a predicted model, not a curated record. The transcript has 7 exons. The coding region runs from base 420 to 1601 and encodes 393 amino acids.
CGAAAAAUCUCGGCGGAUCUGCGAGUCACGAUAGGAGCUGCCUGAGAACAGCUGAGCGAAUGUACACAAUGGAAUCCCACGAGCACUAGAGAAUCCAAUGAUUCAGGAGCGUGAUUUGUAGGAGAAAAGCCCUGCGCUACCGAUUUUCUUUGAUUGCCCUUAAUAUAAAACAUAAUUUGGUUUUAUACAACUCCAGAAAUGAUACUUCGAUUUGUUAAAUUUAAAAGUAGCAUGACUUUUAAAAUAUACAAAAUCAUGGUUGGAGUAUUUUUGGUGUGAAGUGUGGUUGGUAAAGCCGCAUGGCUUGCGGUACGUUACGGUACAUUCAUAUUCUUGACUUUACUUCGUUUGAAUGCUAAUGUAAAAUCAAUUACAUCUCUUGAAAAAAUAGAGUGACAAGUAUCUUUAAAUACGGUAAAAUGCUGAGCCUUCGAAUUCUAUCCAGGAACAUCGUUGCCUAUUCUGCGGUCUCUUCGCAAAGAUUGCACACCUCUGUUAAACUUUUGGAGUCUUCAGGUUCAUCCUCUUCUUCAUCAUCUGAUUCUGAUUCAGACAAUGAACAACCUAAAACUAAAACUGCACCUGUUGAAACAGCAAAGAAAACUAUAGAAGAAAGUCAACAAGAUACUACUGAUAUGUUGAACAAUUUAUUGUUGUCAAUGACACAGAAACCAAAAAUAUCAAAGACUAUAGAUGUUUCACCAAAGAUUAAAAAGCCUAAAGCUGUAAAAGAUGUAGCACCCAGACAAACUAAAACGGAUGACUAUGAGGGUGAAUUAAUCGGAGCUGCAAAAAAGGUAGCAGAAUCGCUUCAGGGUGAUAGAGAAAAGACCGAAGCAGAAUUAUUAGGUAAACUCCUGCAGUCAACUUCUACCGAUGAAAGUUCAGAGGGAAAGUCAGAAAAAAUUGAUGAGUCCAUCAGCCUCAAUGAUUUAAUAGCAAGAAUGAAAGUAGAUCGAACCCCAAGGAAAAUGCCCCAAAUGUUCAGUAGAGAUGUAUCUCGAUCUACUAGUUAUACAAAUAAGAUGCAGUCUGUAAGCAGUGAACUUAGAAAUCUUCACAAAAAAAGAGAACCUUUUCGUUUCAGUCGCAAGAUGCAACCAGAAGGAGGUAAUCUAAGAGCUGGCGAACCAAUGAAUAUAUUCAUUAACGCUGCAUCAUCUUUAGCCCCUGAAGUUCCUCAAUUGUCUACGUGGGAAAUAUUAGCAGAAGAAGAUAAAAAGCUAUCUAUUACUCAUCCUCCGGAAAACAUUUUCCAGGAACUCAUCCUCUGGACGGAACAAAGAAAAUUAUGGAAAUUCCCCAUUGAUAAUGAACAAGGACUGGAAGAAGAACAGAACGUCCACUUCAGUGAGCACGUGUUUACACAACGUCAUCUAGAGGGUUGGUGUCCAAAAAAAGGGCCCAUUCGUCAUUUCAUGGAAUUAGUAUGCGUGGGUCUAUCAAAGAAUCCUUACUUGACAGCCGAGGAAAAGAAAAAUCAUGUUUUGUGGUACAAGGACUAUUUUGCUAGUAAGCAGGAAUUGCUUCUGGAGCUUAAUGCCAUCCAAGGCCCCAUUCCAACUUCUAGCUCAGAAGAAAAUCAGAUAGAAUCACAAUAGAAUGUACAUAAAGUAUAGAAUAAAUAUUUAAAUAAGAUAA